AUGACGCGUUUCCGCCCUUGCAUAGACCUACACGCCGGAAGCGUCAAGCAAAUCGUCGGCGGCACACUCAACACCACCACCCCCGACGUCCUGAAGACAAACUGGACCUCCGAGCACCCUUCCGCUUUCUAUGCCGACCUAUACAAACAACAUGACCUAAAAGGCGCACACGUCAUAAUGCUCGGUCCAGGAAACGAACAAGCAGCGCAAGAAGCAUUGGAAGCAUGGGAAGGCGGCAUGCAAGUUGGCGGUGGGAUCACAGAGAAGAACGCGGCGGAAUGGAUUGAAAGAGGCGCGGAUAAGGUAAUCAUAACAUCGUACCUCUUCCCCUCCUCCACCUUCUCCAUGGACCGCCUGCAAGCCGUCCUCCAAGCUCUCGACAACAACAAAACCAAACUCGUCAUCGACCUCUCCUGCCGAAGGAAAGGCGACAAGUGGUUCGUUGCGACGAACAAGUGGCAGACCAUCACCGAUUUUGAGUUGAACCAAGAAUCGAUAUCCCUCCUCGAACCCCACUGCAGCGAGUUCCUCAUCCACGCCGCCGACGUCGAAGGCCUGCAACGCGGUAUCGACCACAAACUCGUUACCAAGCUGGCGGAAUGGUGCAGCAUACCCGUCACGUAUGCGGGUGGAGGCCGGUCGAUUGAAGAUCUAGAGUUGGUGAAGGAGCUGAGCAAGGGCAAGGUGGAUCUUACCAUCGGCAGCGCACUGGAUAUCUUUGGCGGUUCGGGCGUCAAGUUCCAGGACUGCGUCAAGUGGAAUGCGGAGCAGGCAUAA
This is a messenger RNA of Alternaria incomplexa, 777 nucleotides long. RefSeq names its product Histidine biosynthesis bifunctional protein hisB (gene HIS7). Gene Ontology annotation, cellular component: cytoplasm. Lineage: Eukaryota; Fungi; Ascomycota; Dothideomycetes; Pleosporales; Pleosporaceae. Bases 1 to 777 code for a protein of 258 amino acids. The transcript is spliced from 3 exons. Gene Ontology annotation, molecular function: 1-(5-phosphoribosyl)-5-[(5-phosphoribosylamino)methylideneamino]imidazole-4-carboxamide isomerase activity. Gene Ontology annotation, biological process: L-histidine biosynthetic process; L-tryptophan biosynthetic process. The record is from RefSeq and is a predicted model, not a curated record.